Paramuricea clavata is the source of this 580-nucleotide messenger RNA. NCBI's taxonomy places the organism in Eukaryota, Metazoa, Cnidaria, Anthozoa, Malacalcyonacea, Plexauridae. The record is from the annotation of a GenBank genome assembly.
AUGCCUAUCCACAACACUAGAGGUACAACAGUUAUGACUCCCGAUGAUCAGGGUCAUCAGGUAAAAGAAUUUAUUGGAGAACUCAACGCAGAGCUGAAGAAGAAACUCAACGAUGAGUUUAAUGUCAGAUUUGACUCUGAGAACAUAGACAUCCUUAGAGCUAUCAAUGCUCUUAAUGCAGGUUCAGAUACCUACUUGGACUUAAGUGAGCUAGAUGUGCUACUGAAUACAUUCAGGCUUCAGCUGUCUCAACACCAACAGAUCUAUCCUCGAACUAGAAAUCGAAAGACCUGAAGUUGAUUACCGUCUUGGUCUACUAAUAAAUCCGAAGAGGCUUCCAAACUUGACCGCUUUAAUUGCAGUUAAGAACACCAUCUCGACAUCAACCACUUCAGUGGAAAGAGCAUUUUCCAGCAUGAAUCGUAUUUGCACGAAGCUGCGAUCCACCCUUCUUCCAGAAAGAUUAAGUGAUCUUUUAUGCAUUUUGUUAAACAGAGAUGUUGUUGAUUUACUGGAUUUGGACGAAGUCGUAACAGCAUGGGGAAACAUGCGCAAUAUAGGUGGUCUAAAGUCUAAGUAA